Molecule: messenger RNA, 999 nt
Organism: Alternaria burnsii
Lineage: Eukaryota; Fungi; Ascomycota; Dothideomycetes; Pleosporales; Pleosporaceae
Product: methyltransferase
Exons: 2
Coding region: 1-999 (332 amino acids)
Molecular function (GO): methyltransferase activity
Source: RefSeq, a predicted model, not a curated record
AUGUCGGCCGCCCCACCCGAUGAAUCAGCUCCUCAGGGAAACCUGGAAUCCGUACUGCAUCUCGAUGUUGAUACGGCGAGUAAUAGUGACAGCGACUCGGCAUUCGGCAGCGAGUCGACGGCAUCAACGUCUAUUGCGUCGACAAUUCUGAAUUACGAAUACUCCAAUGGGCGACGCUACCACGGCUAUCGCUCGGGUGCUUACAUCCUACCGAACGACGAACAGGAGCAGGAUCGCCUCGACUUGCUACACCACAUAUUUCUGCUUAUCCUAGGCGGCAAACUCUACGAUGCGCCCAUCCCGCCCGCUCCCCAGCGUGUCCUUGACAUUGGUACCGGCACUGGCAUUUGGGCCAUAGACUUUGCCGACGAGCACCCAGGCGCUCAGGUCAUAGGCACCGAUCUCAGUCCCAUCCAGCCGACAUGGGUACCGCCCAACGUCAAGUUUUACAUUGACGAUGCCGAAUCCGAAUGGGUCUACAGUCACGACGAGGCCUUUGACUUUAUCCACUGCCGUACCAUGUCUGGUAGCAUCGCCGACUGGGACAAGCUCGUUCAGCAGACGUUUGCACACACCAAGCCCGGCGGUUAUGUAGAAUUUCAGGAACCGCUCGCGCUGUGUGAAUGCGACGACGGGACUGUAGACUUGGCAGUCGACAUGUUGAAGUGGCAGGACCUGUGUCUCGAUGCCGCUAAAAAGUUCGGCAGGGACAUCCGCGCAGGGCAUACCCUGAAGCAGAGGAUGACGGAUGCGGGGUUCGUCGACGUACCCAUUGGACCCUGGGCCAAGGAUGCAAAGUUCAAGGAGAUUGGUCGCUACCAACGCGAGCACAUGUCUAUGGGCAUAGAACCCUACACAUUCGGCCUAUUGGGAAAGGUCAUGGGCUGGACUGAAUCCGAGUGCCGGGUUAUGAUUGCCAAAGUGGUUGCGGAUAUCAGGAGAAGGGAUGUACACAUGUAUAUUCCAUUCUACUUUAUACACGGACGGAAGCCGGAGUAA